Calliphora vicina (urban bluebottle blowfly) is the source of this 1046-nucleotide messenger RNA. It is a transcript of the gene PIG-X, whose product is annotated as Phosphatidylinositol glycan anchor biosynthesis class X. Bases 43 to 849 code for a protein of 268 amino acids. Gene Ontology annotation, cellular component: endoplasmic reticulum membrane. Lineage: Eukaryota; Metazoa; Arthropoda; Insecta; Diptera; Calliphoridae. Gene Ontology annotation, biological process: GPI anchor biosynthetic process. The transcript has 4 exons. The record is from RefSeq and is a predicted model, not a curated record.
UGAAUAUAAAUACAUUUAAUUAUUAUAAUUAAAACAAAUAAAAUGAGGAGUUUUUUCAUAAGUUUUUGUUUUCUUUUAACUAUUGUCUGCACGAGACAACAAAAUGAAAAUGAUAUAAUGCAAACACCCAUUGUGGACGUGGAAUUAACGGAAGCCGGCUUCCAUAGAAAUCUUAUCUAUACAAUACAAUUUGAUUAUCCUUUGGCGGGUAAAGAAUGUGAAUACGUUUUAAGGCAGUAUUUGCCAGCCUCAGUGUAUGUAAGCGUUGAUCAGCUAGAAGACCUACAACGAUUGAAAAAGCUUGAUGCCAUUUAUCCCGCAUUUGUGGAUAUAGAAAAGCCAACAGAGCAAUCUAAUGACUUUGAAGUUUUUCUUAAAGGUGUGCCCAAAAUAACCGAUACUAUAACGUUGCCCAUACAUUUUCGCUAUCAUGCUCCUAACGAUGACAGUUCCUUUGUAGCAGUAGAUAUAAAUACACCAACAAUGUUUAUCAACUGUCCUAGCGAUGAACAGUAUUUGUUAGAGAAUGAAUUACAAAUCGAGCCAAAUACCAGUUACUGCUUGGAUGAGAAGGUGCCAAUUAUAAAGGAAUCAACUAGUCGCCAAACAAAGGAUACAUGGAAUGAGCCCUGCAAUUGGAAAUUUGUGAAGGUAGAUGUUAAAUUAAAAUCCCAGUUACGAGCCGAAAUACCAGUAGGUAAUGAACGUGCCUUUCCACCGAUAUUGUAUGCCACCAUUAUUGUUAGUUGGAUUGUUUCCUUGUGGACGGUGUUUCGUACGCGACGUGUUCCUAUGGCCAUCAAUGAGAAGUUGGAAGAGCAAAGACUUCUGCAAAAGAAACACAAAUAGAUUAUGAAAGGAGAAGAUUCGAAAACAAAGACUUGUACAAAAGAAUAAUUAAUACUUAUUAAAGAAAUAUCGAAGCAAUCAAUCAAUAAUAUAAUGCAUUUGUAAGUAACGAAUAGUAUUAAUCACAAUUUUCUAUAAAAUAAUGCAAAUUGUAUUUCCACUAAACUAAUAAAUAAAUAUAUUAAAUUGAAUUCAAA